Molecule: messenger RNA, 717 nt
Organism: Paramecium tetraurelia
Lineage: Eukaryota; Ciliophora; Oligohymenophorea; Peniculida; Parameciidae
Exons: 2
Source: RefSeq, a predicted model, not a curated record
AUGAAUUAAGAAAUUCAAGUUGAAUAAAGACUUUCAUUAUAUGAUAUUGUUAAAGAAAAAAGAGAGGAGAAGCAAGUGCCAAUUAGCAGAAUGGUGUAUGCUACUUACUUUAGUGAAAGCGCUAUUCAAAAAAUUGAUGUUGAAUAAGUUUUGACUAAAUAAAUUAAAGAGUUGAGUGAUACUCAGGGUUAAAUUACUGGAUUCAUGUUGAUUCGAGGACUAUUUAGUUUGCAUCUGGUCGAAACUCAAUCACACGUUAUGAAUCUAUGGAUGCGCAAUUUGUAUGCCGAGUAUAGAAAAGAGAAGAACAUCUAUAGCAUGAUUAAUAUCGUUACUGUGAAUGAGGACAAUCCUACAAGGUGUUUUGAUAGGUGGUAUUGUGAAAACCUAUUUCAAACCGGUCCUCAAUUGUCAGACAUGGAUAAAACAGAAGCUUAAUGUUAAGAAAGAGUUUGGGAAUUGUAUUAAUAAGUAUGUAAUGCUGGAAUUAAACACAGUUCAAGAACUUAAAAAGAUAAAUAAUAAAAUAAAAUAAACAAUGAUUUCCUCAUUUCUUUGGAUGAUAUCAACAUGCUACUACAUAAAAGAUUUAUGUCGAUUGAAGAAUAUAAUGAAUUGUACUUGGGAGACAUAAAAAUUGAAUUAGAAUAAGAAAAGGUGUAUCCUCAAACAUUACCCUUAACAAGAGCAUUAGAAUAUAAAGACUUAGGAGAAUGA